CUGAAUGGGUCACACUGAUACACACACACACACACACACACGCACACCAGAGGAGCAUCUUCAGGUUCCAGCAUCCACGGGUAUUCUGCAACAGGCGCAUUAACCAUCGGCUGCAGGACAGAGGUUGUCAUGAGGGCGGUGUGUGUGAUCAUCUUGGCCUCUCUGACGGUCCUCCAGUGUCAGGAUCUGCCGGGCGAGAGCGACCCGUCUCUGGAUGAACUCUUCCAGCGCGCCGAGACUCUCCUCAUCCGCUCCAUCCUCACUCAGAUGGAGGACGAGAACAACGACAACGCAGAGCAGCUCGAGUCCCCGACAGACUGGAUGGAGAAGAGGCAACACCCGGGAAAGCGGCAGCAUCCCGGCAAGCGCGAGGACUACGCGGACUACGAAGACGACGCUCCGGUGUUCCAGAAGAGACAGCACCCCGGCAAGCGCGAGGACGAGGACAGCGCGAGGCUGAGACGACAGCAUCCCGGGAAAAGACUAUCCCUAAACGAGCCGAUGAUCCUGGAGGAACCGAGCGUGCAGACCGAGCUCUCCAAGCGACAGCAUCCCGGGAAACGGUACCUGAUGCUGCUCCACAAGCGCCAGCAUCCCGGCCGGCGCGAGCUGCAGCCCGACGGAGACUUACCGGAGCUGGAGAAGCGUCAGCAUCCCGGGAAGAGACUGUGUGAGGACUGGGAUGAGCCGGGAUGCGGGCACGCUAGUAUUCUACUCGAGCUUCUGGAUAACGCCAACAAAAGUCGCGCCGAGGAGAAGCGACAGCAUCCCGGGAAACGCCUCGAGUUAGAGGCCGAUCUGACGGAACAAGAGUAGUGUGAAGAAGACAUGCUGAAAACGGAUGAAUAAGUGUGUGUGUGCGUUGCUUUCCACAGCAUCCGAAUUAUGGAAACGCGCCAUGUGUUUUAUUGCGUUUCUCAUUCAGCCCGAUCAUGAAUGUGCGAAUCUGAAGCACGAGUUGUAUGUGUGCAAAAAGAGUUUUUACGUGCAUAUGAUACGCACUGUUGGGGAGGGUUAGUGUAUCAGAGAUAGCCUACACGCGAAAACUUCGUAUCAUAUGCACUUUUUUUUUUUUUUUGCGUAUAAACUGCACGAUAAAUACAAUCCGUGCUAUAGAUACACACUUUCAUGAGAUCGGACUGGUUAAAACGGAUGAAUAGCCUAAGUGUGUGUGCGUUGCUUUCCAUCGCAUCCGAUUCAUGGAAAAUGCAUCAUGUUUUACCGCGUUUCUCAUUUUGUUGAAGUAAAGGGUGUUUUCGAAAAUCUCCUUUAACUGCGUCCUGGUGCCUCGUUGUUCGUUUCUUCCCCGGUGUGCGCGCGACACCUUCAGUUACACUUUGUUUUUGGCCGAGCUAGAUCCCCAUUGUUCUUGCACUAGGUCUAUUUUGAGAAUUAUUUCCGUAAUGCAUGUGAUCAGAAAACUCCUCCAAAGACAUUCCAGUGUAAAUCUCAUUUACUUUGGGUCGCAAAACAAUGAAACGGGUUACCGAAAUAUUUUUCUACCGUAUAGGCUAUAGCUUAGUUCUUGCAUGACCUGACCUGUACAUUUUCAUGAUUUAGCCUAUUUUUGUUCUAUAUUGAUAAAGAGCAUAUAAAUGACAAUGAUGUUGUACAAUAAAAUGCUUUCGAAUUG
Messenger RNA from Pimephales promelas (fathead minnow), 1633 nucleotides. RefSeq names its product thyrotropin-releasing hormone (gene trh). Gene Ontology annotation, molecular function: thyrotropin-releasing hormone activity. The record is from RefSeq and is a predicted model, not a curated record. Gene Ontology annotation, biological process: eating behavior; negative regulation of glutamate secretion; positive regulation of insulin secretion. Lineage: Eukaryota; Metazoa; Chordata; Actinopteri; Cypriniformes; Leuciscidae. Gene Ontology annotation, cellular component: extracellular region; secretory granule.